AUGUCUGACAAGAAGCCAGCGAAAGUGGGUUACUGGUACUUCGGUGGUGUAGCUAGUGCUAUGGCUGCAGCCGUAACCCACCCGUUGGAUUUAAUCAAAGUUCAUUUGCAAACCCAGCAGAAAAAGGAGUUUGGGAUGAUAACGAUGGGUAUCCGUGUAUUUAAAAACGACGGAUUCUUCGCUUUGUACAACGGUCUGAGUGCUUCAAUUCUGCGUCAGCUUACCUAUUCGAUGACGCGUUUUGGAAUCUACGAAACAUACAAAAAUAAAUUGGGGAGAAAAAUGACUUUCCUGGAGAGCGCCGGUGUCGCAAUGUUUUCCGGUUUCGCUGGCGGCGUCGUUGGAAAUCCUGCUGAUAUGGUCAACGUCCGAAUGCAGAACGACAUGAAAAUCCCACCAGCGCAAAGGAGAAACUACAAACAUGCGAUCGAUGGCUUGAUUCAAGUCUGCCGCAAAGAGGGUGUCAGUUCUCUCUUCAACGGUGUUUCUAUGACAGCCACUCGAGCUACGUUCAUGACAUUCGGGCAACUGGCAUUUUACGACACUUUCAAACAAAUGCUGCUUGCCACCGGUUACUUCCACGACAACCCGAUCACACACUUCACUGCCAGCAUUGGCGCCGCUGGCAUUGCUACCUGCAUGACACAACCCUUCGAUGUUAUGAAGACGCGCCUCAUGAAUGCCCCUCCAGGCAAAUACUCGGGCAUCGCCGCAUGCGGUAUUGAUGUGAUGCGAACUGGCCCCCUCGGCUUCUUCAAGGGCCUCGUCCCAGCUUUCAUCCGACUUGGACCGCACACCGUCCUCACAUUCAUCUUCCUGGAACAGCUGAAGCAGAAUUUCGGCUACAUUCCGACGCAGCCUGCCGCAGCCAAACCAAAGGCCUAA
Dibothriocephalus latus is the source of this 885-nucleotide messenger RNA. NCBI's taxonomy places the organism in Eukaryota, Metazoa, Platyhelminthes, Cestoda, Diphyllobothriidea, Diphyllobothriidae. The record is from the annotation of a GenBank genome assembly.